CACGAGUCCGCCGCCAGUGCGCUGCGGUCGCAGCUAGAGGUGCUUGGCUCCGAGCUCGCGGCGCUUCGUGCUGUGCAUGAGGAGCGGCUUGCGCAGAUGGAGGGCUCCGAGCAGCGCUCCCUGGAAGGUGCUGAUGCAAUUUCCCGCUUGCGCGCGGAGGUCGCCGGGCAGCAGGCGGCUCAUGCAGAGGCGACCUCGGUGCUUCAACAGCAGCUUGAUGCUGCCCGCGAGCAGGCCUCGCAGCAUGAGACAGCUGCCAGCGACUUUCAAGCGCAGCUCAAACAGCGGGAUUCAGACCUCGCCGCACUACGGGAUGGGUCGGCCGCGAUUCAGCAACAGCUUGCGGACAUGCAGAAGGAGGCUUCUGGGCAUGCGGCUGCAACUGGGAAGCUGCAGGAGCAGUUGGAGGCCCGCAGCUCGGAGCUCUCUGCGCUGCAAGACUCGUAUGACAAGCUUGGUGCCAUUGCCGACGAGCUGGAGAUGCAGCUUGGGUUGCGUAACGCGGAGCUUGAUGACCUGCAAGCCACCUACGAUGAGCGGCUAGCGCGGUUCCAGGAUGCUGAGAUGCGGUGCGAGGAGGCGGCUGCCACGAUUUCCGCGUUGCAGGCAGAGCUGGCUUCGGCACGGACGGCCCAUGAUGUGGAAACAGCAGCCCUUCAGCAGGAGCUUUCUCAGCUGCGGGAUCGAGUAGCCAAGCACGAGCUGGCUGCUGACGAGUUAGCGGUGAAGCUUAAGCUGCGCUCUGCUGAGCUUGCUACACUGCAGGCCGCUUACGAGCAGCAGCAAUCGCAGCUACUUGAUGCUGAGAGGCGCGGCGAGGACACUGCGGGCGCCUUGGUCGAGCUGCAGUCUAAGGCAGCUCAGCAGCUGGCAGCGCAUGGGGCAGAGAUCUCCGCCCUCCAACGCCAGCUUGCGGAGCUACAGGAGCAGGAGAUUCAGAACAGCUCCAUGAUUAGUGAUUUGCGUGCUCAGCUAGAUGCGAGUGGUGCGGAGGUUUCCCAACUGCAGGCUCAGCUGGAUGGGCGUGCCGCUGAGAUUUCGGGGCUAGAGACGCAGCUGGAGGCACGUACAGCUACAAUUCUGGAACUGCAGAUUCAGCUAGAGACGCGUGCGGCUGAGGUUUCAGAGUUGCAGGGGCAGCUGGAAGGGCGCAUCGCCGAGCUCUCUGAGUUGCACGCUAAGCUGGAGUCCCGUGCAGUUGAGGUUACGGACCUGCAGUCGCAGCUAGAGGCUCGUGCCGUUGAGGUCUCCGACCUGCAGUUGCAGCUUGGGGCUCGUGCCGCCGAGAUUACGGACCUGCAGUCGCAGCUAGAGGCUCGUGCCGUUGAGGUUACGGACCUGCAGUCGCAGCUAAAAGCUCGUGCCGUUGAGGUUACGGACCUGCAGUCGCAGCUAGAGGCUCGGGCCGUUGAGGUUGCGGACCUGAAGUCGCAGCUAGAGGCUCGUGCCGCCGAGGUUACGGACCUGCAGUCGCAGCUAGAGGCUCGGGCCGCCGAGGUUACGGACCUGCAGUCGCAGCUAGAGGCUCGGGCCGUUGAGGUUGCGGACCUGAAGUCGCAGCUAGAGGCUCGUGCCGCCGAGGUUACGGACCUGAAGUCGCAGCUGGGGGCUCGUGCCGCUGAGGUGUCGGACCUGCAGUCGCAGCUGGGGGCUCGUGCCGCUGAGGUUACGGACCUGCAGUCGCAGCUAGAGGCUCGUGCCGCCGAGGUUACGGACCUGAAGUCGCAGCUAGAGGCUCGUGCCGUUGAGGUUACGGACCUGCAGUCGCAGCUAGAGGCUCGUGCCGUUGAGGUUACGGACCUGCAGUCGCAGCUAGAGGCUCGUGCCGUUGACGUUACGGACCUGCAGUCGCAGCUAGAGGCUCGUGCCGCCGAGGUUACGGACCUGCAGUCGCAGCUAGAGGCUCGUGCCGUUGAGGUUACGGACCUGCAGUCGCAGCUAGAGGCUCGUGCCGUUGAGGUUACGGACCUGCAGUCGCAGCUAGAGGCUCGUGCCGUUGAGGUUACGGACCUGCAGUCGCAGCUAGAGGCUCGGGCCGUUGAGGUUGCGGACCUGAAGUCGCAGCUAGAGGCUCGUGCCGCCGAGGUUACGGACCUGCAGUCGCAGCUAGAGGCUCGUGCCGCCGAGGUUACGGACCUGCAGUCGCAGCUAGAGGCUCGUGGCGCCGAGGUUACGGACCUGCAGUCGCAGCUAGAGGCUCGGGCCGUUGAGGUUGCGGACCUGAAGUCGCAGCUAGGGGCUCGUGCCGCCGAGGUUGCGGACCUGCAGUCGCAGCUGGGGGCUCGUGCCGCUGAGGUGUCGGACCUGCAGGUAGAGAUAAAGCAGCAGGGAGCGAGGGUUUCCGAGCUAGAGGCUCAGCUGGAGACGCGUGCCGCUGAGGCUUCACAGCUACAGGCCCAGCUUGAUGCCAGCGGUGCUGAGGUAAAGCAGCUGCAGGUUCAGCUGGAGGCGGGAACGGUCCAGUUGCAAGCAGCCGAGCAGCGCUGCAAAGAGGCUGCUGGCACGGUUGCCGCUUUGCGUGCCGAGUUUGCUGAGCUCCAAGCAGCCCGUGAAGCUGAGGCCUCUGCUCUUCAACAGCAGCUCGACGCGUCGCAAAAGCAUGCAGCUGAGCAGGCGGCAGCCGCGGGAGAGCUGCGCGCAAAGCUAGCGUUGCGGUCCAGCGAGCUCAGCGUGCUGCAAGCUGAGCACGAGAAGCGGCUGUCACGGCUGCAGGCUACCGAGGAGCGCUGCGAGGAUGCCGUACGCACUCUUAACUCGGUGCGGGCGGAACUGGCCCUGCAUCAAGCCACUCGUGAGGCUGAAGUCGCCACGCUUCAGCACCAAAUGGACGAGCUCCUGCAGCAGAUUACACAGCAGGAAACCGCUGCAAUUGAGUUGCAGGCGCAGCUUGGGCUGCGUGGCGCUCAGCUGGCAGAGGUGCAGGCUGCGCAUGACGCGAAGGAGUCGCAGCUGCGGGAGGCCGAGGACCGCGGCGCGGAGGCUGUUCGCACGGUUUCGGGGCUGCAGGCGCAGGUCGCGCAGCUGCAAGCGGCUAGCGCAGCCGAGGUGGCUGCUCUCCAGCAGCAGCUUGGGGACUUGCAGGAGCAGGCAGGAGAGCAGGAGGCCUUGGCUAGGGGCUUGGAGACGCAGCUGCAGAAGCGGGAAGCGGAGCUGCUUUCCUUGCAGCAGCGCAGUGAAGCGGACUCACGGACAAUCACCGGCUUGCAAGCGGAACAGGCCAGCCUCCAAGCAGCUCGGGAAGCCGAGUUGGACAGUCUUCAGCAGCAGAUAUCAGCAUGGGAGGCUAAGUAUGCUGAGCGCGACUCUGACGCUAAGGAGCUGCAGGGCCAGCUUGACUUGCGCCGGGCUGAGCUUGGCGGGGUGCAAGCCGCCUACAGUGAGAAGCUGCAGCAGCUGCAAGCCAUGGAACAGAGCAAUGACCAGAUCGCGGCCAUGGCUUCCUCCCUGCAAGCUGAGCUGCGAGACCAGCAAGCGUCCCAUGCCACGGAGGUUGCAGCCCUUCAGCAGCAGCUGGCUGAGCAGGAGUCCGCGGCCCGCGAGCUGCAUUCCCAGCUGAAUGGGUUUCUAGCUGAGCUCAACGCACUGAAGGCCGCGCACAGUGAAGCUCAGGCGCAGCUGCAAAGCUCCGAGCAGCUAAACGCAGAGGCCGCCCAAGCGAUAUCCUCGUUGCAGUCCGAACUUGCAGAGCACCGGGCCGCAUGCGACUCGCAAGUGUCUGCCCUGGUGCAGGAGCUCGCCGACCUGAGGCAGCAGGCAGCCCAGCAGGAGGCUGCUGCAGGGCAGCUUGAGGCGCAGCUGGAGCUACGUGGCAUUGAGCUAGCCGCCCUGCAGGCCACGCUGGAGGAGCAGCAGCUGCAACUGCAAAGCGCCGAGCAGCGCGGAGAGGACGCCGCGCGCUCGGGCUUGGCACUGGAAGAAGGGCUUACUCGGCUGCAGGCGGCGCAUAGCCAAGAGGUGUCAGUCUUGCAGCAGCAGCUUACCGAGCUGCAGCAGCAGGCGGCCGUUGCGGCUGCGCUGGAGAAGCAGCUGGGCACGCAUGAAGCCGCCAUGGCGGAGCUGAAGGGCCUGCAUCAGGCGCGCCUAGCCCAGCAGCAGGAACACUACCAGCUGGUGUUAUCGGGGCUUCAGCAGGAGCUCCAAGAAGUUAAGGCGUCGGCGGCACAGCAUGAGGCGCUGGCUCUCGAGCUGCAGGCGCAGCUGCAGCAGCUGCAGACCGACAAGGAGGUGGAGGAGCAGAGCCUGCGGAGCCUGAUGAGCACCAAAGCCUGGAUGACGGAGGAGAUCCGGUCGCUGCAGGCGGAGCUGAGGGACGCGCGCGCGAAGCUGGCGGAUGCGCCACGUGAGGCCGCGGAGUUGCGUCAGAAGCUGCGCCGCGCUGGGGCGCAGGUCGCAACGCUUAGCGCCCAGCUGGCUGACGCGGUCAUGUCGGCCGCACUUGCAGAGGUGCGCAGUGAAGCUGACGAGCCUGGGGGCCAACCAAGGGCUGCAGGCGCGGACCAGGCUGUAACGUCGUCUGCAGCGAGUGCAGGCAACCGUGGCUCGGUGGCGGACCAGACGGACCUCAUGAUGGAGACGGUGGCUCUGCAUGGCGAAUUGGAUGAGGUGAAAGGCAAGUGCGGCAAGCUGCAGGCGCAGCUGGAUGCGGUUGCAGAUGAGCUUGCGUAUGCAGUCAUGCGGGCAUCGCUGGCGGAGACAGAGCUUGAGCAGCUGCGUGUUAUGCGCGUUGCCUCGGUUGGCGGCAUCGGCAGCGGUCUGGUGCCAACAGCACGGCGGGAUCGGCGGCGUGCGGCGCUGCAGGACAGGAACAUGCCCCCACCUGACCACCUCGGCACCAAGUCCGUUUCGCCCCUGGAGCAGACACGCCACCUGCACAGCUCUCUCAGCACUGUCGCACGCGCUCUGAAUGAGAUGUUUGGGGAGGGAGAAGCGGCCCAGCCGGCAGCCAGCCGCCAGGCCUUGUCAACACUGCGGCCGGCCGUCCUUACCGCACUUCGCAUCACUGAGAACGUCGCCUCGUCCCUGCAGCAGCCGCAACAGCAGGGGCCACAUGCACCUCCUCACCUCCCUGGCAAUGAACCGGCGGCCGCAAGCCGCUCUGAGCUAAGCCGCGCCGGUGCUGCCUACCGCGAUGCACGCGAGGUGUUCGAGCUCCUCCGCAGCGAUGCCGAGGAGCUCAACAGCCGGUUGUGGCGCUGGGGCUGCAGCCUACGUGAGCGGUUGUCUGCCAUGGAGCAGGAACUUACCCGCGUGCUCGCGGAGGCGCUGCCCGGCCAGCCUCGCGCGCUGGAGCAGAUGCUGUCGCAGAAGGGCGCCUACCUCCGCAGCAUGGAGGAGCAGGUGCUUGAGCUGCAGGCGGCGCUGCAGACGGCGCAUGCGCGGCUGCUGCGGCGGGAUGAGCAGGUGGCUGCACUGCAGGACAUGCUGGUGCAGCUGUCGGAGCAGGUGUCGGUGUUUGAGGGCGUGGUGACGCGGUGCGAGCUGCUGAGUGCUGACCUCAUGAGCAAGUCUGGCUCGAAGCCGUAAAAGAUGUUUAGGUGGGGCUAGGGAAGUGGACGGUGGUUUGAGGCUCGAGACGCAUUGCACGUGCAUUGCGUUUUUGUGUCUGUGCUUGUUUUGGACGAUGUGCUGUCAUUCGUUAGGUCUUACUGUGAGUUACUAACAUGCACGUUGCGUGAUCUUGGCAUGGUAAAUGUGCUGCGGACGCUGUUCGAUUACGACUUUGGGCAUAUCACAACGUACAUUCGGACAUGAUGUCUGUGUAUGCCGCUUACAUAUCGCACUACAUGGGGCUUGCUUGUUUUGUACGUGACGUGCGCUUAUUUUGUGCAUGACGUGCGUUAACCUGGGUCACCUGUAGGACUUAUUAGCAGCCAUGGUUGCCACGUUCCUGUGGACAUGGACGUUUAUUCUGUGCACCUCCCGGGGCUUUCCCCGACUGAAGAACUCUCACCCUACAGGAAGCAUUGGACAAACGACGACACGAGGCUGCCUCCAGUAGCUAACCAGAUCUUGGACCCGCGACCGCCAGUAGCACGACAGUUGGACAGCUGUGCUCGGAAAUAUGUAAAGCUCGCAGCUCGUGUAAAGAUGGC
Astrephomene gubernaculifera is the source of this 6092-nucleotide messenger RNA. NCBI's taxonomy places the organism in Eukaryota, Viridiplantae, Chlorophyta, Chlorophyceae, Chlamydomonadales, Astrephomenaceae. The record is from the annotation of a GenBank genome assembly.